This is a messenger RNA of Didymosphaeria variabile, 1236 nucleotides long. RefSeq names its product Ribonuclease T2 precursor (RNase T2) (gene RBT7). Lineage: Eukaryota; Fungi; Ascomycota; Dothideomycetes; Pleosporales; Didymosphaeriaceae. Gene Ontology annotation, cellular component: extracellular region. Gene Ontology annotation, molecular function: RNA binding; ribonuclease T2 activity. The transcript is spliced from 2 exons. The record is from RefSeq and is a predicted model, not a curated record. Gene Ontology annotation, biological process: RNA catabolic process. The coding region runs from base 1 to 1236 and encodes 411 amino acids.
AUGGCUUCCUCGGUCCCCUCGAUUAGGACGCUUUCGAAGCUCGCGGUUGGCGGUGCGCAGGUGUUGCUAGGUGGCGGACAGGGUGUUCUUGGAGGGACUCCGGCAACAUGCUCAAAUCCACAGCUGAGCUGUCAUAACACGACAAUCGUUCAGGAUUUGUGCUGCUUCAAUGCGCCUGGCGGACAGCUGCUGCAGACCCAGUUCUGGGAUACCUCUCCCGCGACUGGACCCGACGAUUCAUGGACUAUUCAUGGCUUGUGGCCUGACCGUUGCGAUGGGACCUACGAUUCGAAUUGUGACCCUACCCGCGCAUAUACGAACAUUUCCGCCAUCAUCAAGUCCUUCGGGAAGACGGACCUCCUCAGCUACAUGAACACAUACUGGAAGGACUACAACGGUGACGACGAGACAUUUUGGGAGCACGAGUGGAGCAAGCACGGCACAUGCAUAUCCACGCUCGAGCCCGAGUGCUACUCAGACCACAAGCCCACCGAAGAAGUAGUAGAUUACUUCCAGAAGGUUGUCGACCUCUUCCAAUCACUACCCAGCUACGAGUGGCUUGCCGCAGCAGGCAUCACGCCAUCCACCUCCAAAACAUACACUACAGCUCAGAUCCAGGCUGCCUUGUCUGCUAAGCGACCAGGCGUGACCGUGACGCUAGGCUGCUCAUCAGGUGCGCUCAAUGAGAUCUGGUACCACUACGAUGUGCGCGGUUCUGUCCAAACGGGUGAAUUUGUAGCCGCCAAUCCCGAUGGCACCAAGUCCACCUGUGCCUCUACUGGUAUCAAGUACCUCCCCAAGAAUGGUGGCGGUAGCACCCCUACGGCUACCACCACUGGCUCCGGCUCUACGCCCACAAGCACUUCCACGCCAGGCACACCUUUCUCCGGCAAAGGAUACCUUAACGUUAACACUGGUGGUGCGCAGAAGGGCUGCAUCAUUUCGGCAGGCACGUGGUACACGAGCGGUACCUGCGCAACGUUCACUGCGGCGUCGAGCGGCAAUGGUUUCACGCUUACGAGCUCGAAGGGCAAGUGCGGUGUUGUAAGUGGAACGUUCACGUGCGGAAGCAGUGUUAGUACUGCAACGGCGUUCACGAGUUCGGAUGAAAAGUUGGCGGCUGGGGGAAACGCGGCAUGGAGUGCGGAUACAAUUGCGAGUGGGAGCACGCAGCAGGCGGUGUAUGCGGGAGCGGAUCAUAGUGCUGCUUUGGAAAUCGUGUGGCAGAGCUUGUAG